GGCAAGGACAAAGAGGACCGAGACGUGUCGCCACCUCCCUUCCGAAGGCCAACGGAUCCCGCCCGCUCUCAACUCCGCCUGCAUAAAACGCGCCCAUCCCCGUUCCGGAUGGUUCCAAGAAUCUCAAAUUGUCGGCAGAAAAACCACCAUUCGUUUCUUUUCACGGGGGGAUAAAGAGGUCGAGUGGGCGCUCGGGUGGCGAAGGAAGGGAGGCGGCGGAAUCGGGGGAGGGGAUCAUGAGGAAAACGGGGUCGGACGGGGGAUCGGCGGCUGGGGAGGAGGAGGCGGGAAGGGAGGUGGAGUGGGAGAUGAGGCCCGGGGGAAUGCUGGUCCAGAAGCGGCGGGUGGAUCCCGGGGCGGCGGCGGCGUCGGAGGUGCGGGUUCGGAUCUCGUAUGGCGCCGCCAAGUACGAGGUCUCCGUCAGCUCCCUCGCCACCUUCGGGGAGGUGAAGAAGCUUCUGACGGCGGAGACGGGGUUGCAGCCGGGGGAGCAGAGGCUGAUGUACAGAGGGAAAGAGAGGAGAGACGGUGAAUACCUGGAUCUUUGUGGGGUGAAGAACCUGUCGAAGGUGGUGUUGGUCCAGGAUCCGACGAGCCUCGAGAGGAGGUACGUGGAGAUGAGGAGGAUUGCUGGGAUCCAGAGCGCCCAACGUGCCAUCUCGGACGUAUCUUUCGAGGUCGACAAGUUGGCCGACCAGGUUACUGCCAUAGAGAAAUCUAUAUCUAAUGGGAAUAAGGUAGCAGAAGUACAGAUCACAACAUUGAUAGAAUUGCUUAUGAGACAAGCAGUCAAACUAGAUUGUAUCCCUAUGGAAGGAGAUGCUUCUUCUCAAAAAAAAUCUACAGAGAUUGUCCUGUUAUUAUACGGAAAAAAGAAAGUUGCAUAUUCAAGUGACAAGAAAGCUAAUUGCCAGUGAUUACUCAUGACUCCCUGGCUUUUCUUCUUUUGUUACAUAAAGGCCAAGAGGGUGCAAAAGUGUGUUGAAACUUUAGAUGUUCUCAAGAUCUCAAAUGCCAGAUUAAAUCCUGUAGUUGUUACAACAAAGUGGGAAGUAUUUGAUCCCCCAACAACGACAAAAUGGGAAUUUUUUGACUGAACAUUCUCUGCAGUUUUGCCCUGCUCAUCUUUCAUUCAUUUAAUGUACCUUAUAGCUGAUAGGCCAUGAACAAGCUAAGUGUAUUCAUACAUUCUAUCAAUUGAUCUGCUUGAUAAAAGUACACUCUCUGCCAUUCAUGGUUUACCAUUCUAUUUUCUAGCGAUGAUAUUUGUAUCAGCCAUGUCAGAACUUAUAAUUUACAAAAAUCAUUUUGCCUA
Molecule: messenger RNA, 1315 nt
Organism: Elaeis guineensis (African oil palm)
Lineage: Eukaryota; Viridiplantae; Streptophyta; Magnoliopsida; Arecales; Arecaceae
Product: BAG family molecular chaperone regulator 1
Biological process (GO): protein stabilization
Cellular component (GO): cytoplasm
Molecular function (GO): adenyl-nucleotide exchange factor activity; protein-folding chaperone binding
Source: RefSeq, a predicted model, not a curated record